Amphimedon queenslandica is the source of this 2209-nucleotide messenger RNA. RefSeq names its product calcium-binding and coiled-coil domain-containing protein 2-like. NCBI's taxonomy places the organism in Eukaryota, Metazoa, Porifera, Demospongiae, Haplosclerida, Niphatidae. Bases 71 to 2083 code for a protein of 670 amino acids. The transcript has a single exon. The record is from RefSeq and is a predicted model, not a curated record.
ACAAGGUUCUGGGCAUUUCCCUUUAAAAAUGAAGAGAAGCUGUCAGAGCUAACUCACAUAAUAUUUUACAAUGGCUACGGAGCAAGUGGAUAAAGUGAAUUUCGUUAAUGUUCCUGGCGGCUUUAAACCAGGGGAGACUCUAUUGGUGUUUUACAAACUGGCUGACGGCUAUGAAGUUCAUGGCCGCGACUGGGUAGGUCUGUUUCGCGUCGGCUGGUCCUCGAGCAGAGACUAUUAUACGUUUGAAUGGGCUUCUACUAAAGACGAGGAAGGGAGGGAAAGAUCAGUGAGGUUCACUGGAUCUCGUCUGCCACCAGAUGAUGGACAGUUUUAUCAAUUUUGUUAUGUUAGUAAGAGCGGGGCCAUAAAAGGAGCUAGCCGUCCUUUUCAAUUCUCUGCUUCUGUUAGGGGAGCUGUUUCUGAGGAUAUGGAAGUAGUUGAGAUUAACGAAGAAGACAGUUUGGUUCUCUUGCGUUCAAAACAAGACGCGCAAGUGUCUGAGCUUGAGAAAAAAGUCACAGAAUUGAUGCAAACAAAAGUUAAUGUUGAAGAAUCUUUUGUGAAAGUGAAAACAGAAAAUGAAAGGGUCCUCUCUGAAAAGACUGAGCUGGAAAAUGAAAUGAAAGAGUUGCUAGUCGAGGUUGAAGAUGCUAGGAAAGAAAUUGAAGAAAAAAUAGCUGAAAUUGCUACUCUAAAAGAAGACAUAGCAGGCAAAAAUGCAAUUAUUUCAAAUCUAAACACCGUCAUUGAAGACUACAAGCAGAAGCUGCUGUCAUUUGAGGACACCUUCAAGGAAAGGGGACACGAGUUUGAGCAGCUACAGAAAUCAAAGGAUGCUCUUAAACACGAGCUUGAUGAUGUGACCUCUCACCUCCAACAGAUACAAGUCUUCAGUGACAGGAAAGAGGAUGAGCUGAUUGCUGCUCAAAACACAAUCAAGCAAUUAAAAGAAGAGAAUGAAACCUUGCAGACAGAGAAGGUUGAGUCUGAGACUCUUCUACGCACACAUUGCAGCCAAUUGGAGGAAAGCCAGAGGAAACUGGAGGAGGACAAGGAAGCAUUGAUUGGUCGCAGUGAGUACUAUGAGGCUGAAGCAGAGAGAAAUCAACAGACCAUUGAAGUGAUGAAAGUACAGGUGUCCAGUUUGGAAAAUGAUUUGAGCGAGCUCAACAAAGAAUUGGAUAAAGAGAAGGCAGAGAAUCAAAGUCUUGCAAAGCAGCUUGUCUCCAAAGAGCAAGAGUACAACGUGAUGCAACAGAAUGUCUGUGAGAUGGCCGGUAAUAUCAAAGAGCCACGAGACAGUCUACCUGACGUGCCAGUCACUGAUAAAGUUGAUAAAUCUGUCUUUGAUGCUAUGCGAAUGGCUUUUGAAGAUAUAGGUGAUCAACUGAAAAAUGAGAAAAAAAUUAAUCAUUCACAAAAAAGAAAAAUAGCCGAAAUGGAGCAGAGGAUUAAGUUAUGUCAAGAAGAAUACAGAAAUAUUGCAACAGAAAAUGCUCACUUGCAAAAGAAAUUCAAAAAGAGUGGUAGCUCUACUCCUACUGGCAGCACUCAACCAAGUGAAAAGGCAAAACUAGAGCAUGAGCUUGAGCAGUUCCAGUUGAUGCAUGACAGGAAAAUAGCAGAGAAAAAUGAAGUCGUUGAGCAACAAAAAGAAGAAAUAGAAACGCUUGAGGAGGAGAAUAGAAAGCUACACGAUAAAGUGGAUGGAUUGACUCACCAGGAAACAGCAAUGAAGAGAAGUAUUGAGACUCUUAACGUGGAGAAUGAGCAACUCAAGAAACAGCUAAGGGAAAUAAAGCAAAGUCUACCAAAAUACACUCCACCUACUGCCCCUCCUCCUCCCUAUGGUCCUGGCUAUAGACCUGACUCAAGAACAGUCCAUCCACCAGCACCUCAGAGACCACCACAUCAUGGAGGCUAUGCUGCUCCUACUCAGCACUGUAUUCACCCUCAACCACAGCCGUUUGACCGUGAUGGGGCAAAUGGAACACGUCAGUGUCCGAUGUGUCAACUUGCUUUUCCAGCAAGGACCUCUCAGCAUGUGUUUGAACAACACGUGAACAGUCAUUUUGGUAAUUGAAUUUAAAAAACUAAUGUACCUAACUUUAUUGUGUUUACAUGCACUAUUAUGAUCUUGUACAUGUAAAUAGCUGUUAUUUCUGUGUCAAUGGUAUUAUUCUCAAAAAAUUAUUACUCUAAUUCAAAA